Messenger RNA from Anguilla anguilla (European eel), 4470 nucleotides. Its product is annotated as zinc finger RNA-binding protein-like. Gene Ontology annotation, cellular component: precatalytic spliceosome. Gene Ontology annotation, molecular function: single-stranded RNA binding; zinc ion binding; double-stranded RNA binding. The coding region runs from base 83 to 3388 and encodes 1101 amino acids. The record is from RefSeq and is a predicted model, not a curated record. The transcript has 20 exons. NCBI's taxonomy places the organism in Eukaryota, Metazoa, Chordata, Actinopteri, Anguilliformes, Anguillidae.
AAUAUUAGGUAUUUCCUGGUCUGACCUUCUAAUAUAAAUCGGAAGGGUGAGGAGUCAGAGUUCGUCAGAGAACAGGAACCCAAUGAUUCCCAUAUGCCCAGUAGUGUCCUUCACCUAUGUGCCCAGCCGGCUAGGUGAAGAUGCCAAAAUGGCCACCGGCAACUACUUUGGAUUUCCCCAUGGUGCCGCGCAGUACAGUCAGCAGCCCACGGCUGGGGUAGCCUACACCCACCCCACCACGGUGGCCAGCUACACUGUGCACCAGGCGCCCGUCGCGGCUCACACCGUGGCGGCCGCCUACGCGCCCACCGCCGCCACCGUGGCCGUGGCCCGACCCGCGCCGGUGGCGGUGGCGGCCGCGGCAACCGCGGCGGCCUACGGGGGAUACCAGCCCACGCACACCGCCGCCGACUACGCCUACGCCCAGAGGCAGCAGGAGGCCCCGCCCCCUCCCCCACCCGUCACCACGCAGAACUACCAGGACUCCUAUUCGUACGUGCGGUCCACAGCGCCCGCCGUAGCCUAUGACAGUAAGCAGUACUACCAGCAGCCGGCGGCCACGGCGGCUGUGGCCGCCGCCGUGGCACAGCCGCAGCCCGCCGUGGCCGAGUCCUACUACCAGACAGGUACGCUCAGCACAUCCUGGGAGUCGACGUGGAAGAAAAGUCUCCAAGCUCCGAAGACGGGUUACAGCCAGGGAGCCACACCGUACACACAGGCCCAGCAAACCCGCCAGGUCACAGCCAUAAAGCCCGCUGCGCCCAGCCCCGCCACCUCCACCUUCUCCAUCUAUCCCGUGUCCUCCACCGUGCAGCCGGCCGUGGCGGCCGCCGCGGCGACCGUGGUUCCGUCCUACUCCCAGAGCCCCACCUACAGCACCGCGGCGGUCACUUACUCGGGCGCGUCCUACUCCGGGUACGAGGCGGCGGUGUAUUCGGCCGCCUCCUCCUACUACCAGCAGCAGCAGCAGCAGCAGCAACAGCAGCAGCAGCAGCAGCAGCAGAAGCAGGCGGUGGCGGCGGCGGCCGCCACCGCGGCCUGGACGGGGAGCACCUUCACCAAGAAGACCCCCUUCCAGAACAAGCAGCUGAAGCCCAAGCAGCCCCCCAAACCCCCGCAGAUCCACUACUGCGACGUGUGCAAGAUUAGCUGCGCCGGGCCUCAGACGUACAAGGAGCACCUGGAGGGCCAGAAGCACAAGAAGAAGGAGGCGGCGCUGAAGGUGUCUCAGAGCGGCAGCGCGGGCGGCACGGGCGGCAGCGCCAGCGCCAGCUCGGCCCGGGGCACCCAGAACCAGCUGCGCUGCGAGCUGUGCGACGUCUCCUGCACCGGGGCCGACGCCUACGCCGCGCACAUCCGCGGGGCCAAGCACCAGAAGGUGGUGAAGCUGCACACCAAGCUGGGGAAGCCCAUCCCUUCCACAGAGCCCAGCGUGGUCACCCAGACGACCGCGUCCACCACGGCGGCCCCCAGCAAGCCCGCGGGCCCCGCGGUCAGCAGCGUGACCAGCAGCGGCAACAGCGGCGCGGCCACGCCCACCUCCUCCUACCUGAAGCCAAUCAACAUCGUGGGCGGAGCUCCCGCCGCGGCUGCGCAGGCUAAGGGCCCCGCCCCCGGCCCGCCCACCAGCUCUUCCGCCGUUAAGAAGGUGAACACGCCCAAGAUCAAUUUCGUAGGAGGAAAUAAACUGCAGACCACGGGCAUCAGGGCGGAGGACGCGAAGGCUGCCCAGCCUUUGAUGCCCGCCCAGGCGCCGGAGGCCAAGGCCGACCCCCCGCCCGAAUCGCUGUCCACUCAGUCCACUCUGGCUGCUCUUCAGAGCGACGUCCAGCCCGUGGGCCAUGACUAUGUGGAAGAGGUACGCAACGAUGAAGGCAAAGUCAUCCGGUUCCACUGCAAGCUGUGUGAAUGUAGCUUUAACGAUCCAAAUGCUAAAGAGAUGCAUCUGAAGGGAAGGAGACAUCGCCUGCAGUAUAAGAAAAAGGUGAACCCCGACCUCCAGGUGGAGGUGAAGCCCAGUAUCCGCGCUCGGAAGAUCCAGGAGGAGAAGAUGCGGAAGCAGAUGCAGAAGGAGGAGUACUGGAGGAGGCGCGAAGAGGAGGAGCGCUGGAGGAUGGAGAUGAGGCGCUAUGAGGAGGACAUGUACUGGCGGCGCAUGGAGGAGGAGCAGCACCACUGGGACGACCGGCGCAGGAUGCCGGACGCAGGCUAUCCCCAAGGCCCCCCCGGGCCCCCCGGCCUGCUGGGAGUCCGGCCCGGCCUGCCUAUUCCACAGCCACAGGGACCUGUGCCUCCCCGUCGCCCGGACUCCUCAGACGACCGCUAUGUGAUGACCAAGCACGCUGCGAUCUACCCCGUGGAGGACGAGCUCCAGGCCAUCCAGAAGAUCGUUUCCAUCACCGAACGGGCGCUCAAGCUGGUGUCCGACAUCAUCACGGACCAGGACAAGGGCAAGGGGAAAGACGAGGAUAAAGACAAAGACAAAGAUAAGGACGUCCAGAGAGACAGGGCUCUUAAAGGUGUCAUGAGGGUGGGGGUCCUGGCCAAAGGCCUCCUCCUCCGCGGGGACAAGAACGUCAGCUUGGUCCUGCUCUGCUCUGAGAAGCCCACUAAGAGCCUUCUCACAUGCAUUGUGGAGCACCUCCCUAAGCAGCUCACGAUUGUGACGCCGGAGAAGUACGAAGUGAAGGCCUCCAUCCCGGAAGCAGCCAUCAUCCUGACUUCCUGCGGCGAUCCCAAGAUGGAAGUGACCAUUACGCUGACCUCGCCCACCAUCCGGGAGGAGAACGCACGGGAUGGAGAUGUAACCUCGGGUUUGGUGAAAGACCCAGCGGACGUCUUGGACAGGCAAAAAUGCCUUGACGCUCUGGCUGCUCUCCGCCACGCUAAGUGGUUCCAGGCUAGAGCAAACGGACUCCAAUCCUGCGUGAUUAUCAUUCGCAUACUGCGUGAUCUGUGUCAGCGUGUUCCCACAUGGUCUGCCUUCCCCAGCUGGGCCAUGGAGCUGCUGGUUGAGAAGGCCAUAUCCAGUGCUUCAGGCCCCUUGAGCCCUGGAGAUGCACUGAGGAGGGUCUUUGAAUGCAUUUCCUCUGGGAUUCUGCUGCCAGGUGGUCCAGGGUUGGUAGACCCCUGUGAGAAGAAUUCAACAGACACCUUGGGUGCCAUGACUGAGCAGCAGAGAGAAGACAUCACAUCCAGUGCUCAGUUCGCCCUCCGGCUGCUUGCGUUCCGCCAAAUCCACAAAGUCCUGGGCAUGGACCCGCUGUCCCAGAUGAACCCGCGCUUCAACGUGCGCAACAACCGCAAGCGGAGGCGAGAGAACAGCGACGGCGUGGACAGCUGCGAGGGCGAGGGCAAGAAGGACAAGAAGGAUUACGACAGCCACUAGGGCCCACCCACCCCACGCACUGAUAGGAUGGUCCAUACAGACCUUUUCUGUUUUUUUUUCUUGUUUUUUUUUUCUUGGUAUACAUCUUAGUUGUGAUGUCUUUAGUGUACUGUACUUGUUCUAGACCUUCAGUUUUGUUUUCUUAACUGUUAAGCAGACCUACCAGACUGCUGCUAGACUGGGUAUUACCAAAACUCUUAAAUAUCAAUGUCUGUGCUGUACUGUAUUGUUUUGGCUUCAGAAUGGUCUGAACAGUGGGUCACAUGCACUCAACGUCACUAAAGCUGUGUUUACCCUGUAGGCUAUAUAACUGGGUACAAUACUGUAGGACUACCUGCAAUAAAGCUCUGCCACAGCCUCCUGUUAAUUCUGAAGCAUUUUUAGUUUUUAAUUGGGGAAAGGAGGGGAAUUCUGUCUCAAUCAAACCAAACUUAAAAAGUGACAAUUAUUAUCGUCAGAAUAUAUAUUUUUAAGCAAGGUACAUUUAUUUCAGUCUAGCCAGUAUGAAGCACACAACUUGGAGUCAUUCAAUUCUUUAUCAGAGUUUUAGUAAAAAAAUGAGAUUAUUUUAUUUGUGCAGUGCUAGUGGAGUAUAACUAAUAUGCUGUUGAAAAGGCUGGGCUGGUAAUGUUGCGGUGUUCCACUAGUCAGAUCUCACGCCAGACUAAUGCUUUAGCAGGUUGCCCAUGGCAUUGUAUUAAGCUGCCACUUAUCGCGGAGACAUUUGUGUUUGUAAUUAUUAUUCCAUAAUUUGGAUUUAAUUUAAAAAUAAUAAUUUUAAAAAGUUUAAGCAGUCAGCAUUUUAUUAUUUUGAAAAUAACAUGCAUGACUUUUUUUUUUUGAAGUUGACUUAUUUACUAAUUGAAGAGUAAUGCUCGGCCUUUAGCCUUGGAUCAGAUAAUACAUAGUAUCUAAAUAUAAAGAGGAAAACAUAAUGGUAGAAAAUUGUGAGCCUGUGACAACUGCGUGUCACUCCAGUGUUGUAACUGUGGUUUUCACUGUACAUCCAUUUUCUCAAUGAUGGUCAUUUGCUCUGUAUUAUUGCAUUACAAUGGGCAGAAUAAAACCAUUCCAGAUUCAAA